AGUGGACAGGUAAUCACACAAAGAACUGAUAGGACCUGUUUGCAUGUACAAAGAUCAGCGUGUGUUUGCGGAAAGGCAAACACAUUUUCAUGCUUGAAGUGCAAUGCGCCUUCUCACGCAGCAGUACAAGCCAAUGCUUGUUUUGAUCGUACAAUUAAAUCUUGCUGAUUAAUCUAUAAAGCAACAAACCCAGAUUUCUUACACACUAGAACUAACCUGAUUGUUUUUUGUUGUUCAAACUAUUUACUUUAGUCCUAACUUUCUUGUUUAAAAUAAUGUUUGGAACAAAGACAACGUUUUUCAUGACAGUUUCUUCUCUUAAACCUCAAUGAUAUGAUUAAAACACCGGCAACUUACUUCACAAUAAAAUACUUUUGUGUUGCUGUGCUGAUCUCAACUUUAGUUAUAUUUUUGUAAUUGAACACAAACUCUACCUCCUGACUUACAUGAAAACAGGGCUGCAAGUGUCCUCUGUGUUCCCAUAAUAACUUCUGCCUCUGAUAACAUCUUCCUGCAGGGGCAAAUCAACACAGAUAACCCUCAGUGCAUGCUCUGAUUUCACAGUCAGAACUAACCAUGAUCCUGCUGGGUCGCAUGCUCUGCCUGCCCUCUCCAGCCAUCGUGCAGGAGCUGUUCUUUGCAGCUCGUGACGCAAACAUCCUCCCUGAAAUCUCCCUGGAUCCUGUCCUCACCUCCUUCCUGUCACUGGAUUCCAAUGCUGCGCUGCAGCAUCACUUUGAUUUCCUACAGCGGGGCAUGAGCCCAGAGCAGCAGACGGCAUUCAGGCUCAAUCUGACUGCAGAGGUAGGGGGCAGCAGGGUCACUUAUGGAGGAGUAGGGGUUGUUGCUUUGGCGCUCUCCAUGCUUUUUGACGUGGUUGCACAGCAAGUCAGAGCACAGUCACCAGCAGCGGCUGAUCUACCAACUCAGAGAUCCGUAGCUAAGAAAAGUUUGGGCAUCAGCACAUCUUCUAGGAUCGGCUGGAUAAUCCACAGAUACCUCAGCAUCAUCCCUGGUGUUGCUAACAAUCAGGAUGAGAUGGCAGAGACCACAGAGCUCUAUGAUAACUGGCUGGAACGAGAGCUGCUGGAUCACUAUGAGAGGAUGACUACCAAGAAGAGGAUGAGCACCAAAUCCAUGCAGCAGUGGCUGACUGGAGCUGCGUUUCAUCUGCACAUAAGGAUCCACCAGAUACGUCUUCAGUCUGUGGCUUUAGGAUCAGCAGAGUCAUUGCGUUUGUCCUACGAAACAGGCUUAAAUCAUCUGAUAAAGAAGUACACGUCCUAUCUGCGCACAAACAUCCAAGAAGUUGCAGCUUCGCCAAUAGAAAAACCCUCAACCAAAGCAGGCACCGGAACCAAACCUACAAACGCAACCAACAGCCUCGGUUGCAGUCUGGUAACUCCAGCUAGAGCAGUCAAUGAUUCUGGAAGAAUCAAUGUGACAGAAAACAGAAGGUAUGACACAGACAGCUUUGUUGAAACUUUAGGAAACACUGUCCCAACAAUGAGCAGAAAUACCGCUGAAGGACCAGGAAACAGCCGGGAAACGUCUGCAGUUUACAAAAGUGAAGAAAACAAGAACAACCUUGGUCUGUUGAUCAUUGAGCCUCAAAGGAACAUUAGUCACAGCGUGCAGCAUCACCCAUGCGAGUCUCAAGCCAUCCAGGAGGCUUUGGUGGUUCGUAUCAUGAACGCUCAGGACCUGGAGCGAAACAAAAACUUUUUCCUUUAUUCCAACAAUGUCUUCCACAGUCUGGUCAGGCAGAGGGAUGACUUUAAACUCAGAAAUGAAUAGUUUGAGGUCAAUAAUGGUCUUCAUUCACAUAACUAAUGUCUGUUAUUUCCUAAAAGAAAAAAGAAAGGUCAUUUGUGUCUUUUACACACUGAACAAAAACAUAAACGCAACAUUUUCGUUUUUGCUCCGAUUUGUCACGAGAUGUACUAAAAGAUCUAAAACAUGAUGACAAUUUAUCUAAAACAUUGUUCACAAUUGUCCAAAAUUCUAAAUGUGAAUUACUGAGCACUUCUCCUUUGCUGAGUUAUAGUAGACCCUACCCAGUAGGCUAUAUCUAGUAUCUGGUGUGUCCACCAUUUUCGUUAUGCUGUGCAACACAUCUACUUCGCAUGCAGAAGAUCAGGUUGUCAAGUGGCUCAUGGUGGCGGUGGAGUUAUGUUAUGGGCAGGUGUAUGUUUUAUUGUGGCCAGUCCAAGGCACACCUAUACAAUAAUCAUGCCGUCUAAUCAGCAUCUUGAUGUGUAACACUUUGCAAGUAAAAUAUGUUUGACUUGACAUAUUUUGGCUAUACCUGUAUUUGGUUUCGCUGUAAAAAGAACAUAUAUUAAAAAAAAAGAGUCUGUA
Oryzias latipes (Japanese medaka) is the source of this 2361-nucleotide messenger RNA. RefSeq lists its product as uncharacterized. The record is from RefSeq and is a predicted model, not a curated record. NCBI's taxonomy places the organism in Eukaryota, Metazoa, Chordata, Actinopteri, Beloniformes, Adrianichthyidae.